Prorocentrum cordatum is the source of this 179-nucleotide messenger RNA. Lineage: Eukaryota; Dinophyceae; Prorocentrales; Prorocentraceae. The record is from the annotation of a GenBank genome assembly.
GAGUUCUGGGCCGGGGAGCUCGCGGCGCUGGACGUGGCCGAGCUGCUGGAGCUCGCCUGCGGCCUGCGGGAGGCCGGCGCGCCGGCGGGCGCGUGGCCGCUGGAGCCGCUGCUCGCCCAGCUCACGGUGCGCCUGCGGCCGCCCGGGCGCGCGGGCAGGCAGCGGCAGCCCGUGGAGCU